AUGUCUUCCAUCGUCAAUGCCCUCAGCGAUCUCGUCUCGUCCAUGGUCGAGCUCGUCUGGUCCUUCAUCACCACUGCCGGCGCGCUAGUCCAGAAGACGGUCCAGUUCGCUCUCAACUUCGUGUUGGAGAUGAUCGACCUCGUGGUUAACUUCUUCCGUGGUCUCGUGGACCUUGCUGGCGGUAUCGUUAGCUUCGUACUCGGUAACGUCCUUAUGCUGGGCGUCGUCGCCGCCGCAGUCUUCGGCUUCCUCAAAUACCAGCGCAGCCAGGGCAAACAGGUUACGGUCGGCAACAAGAAGCUGAAUUAG
This is a messenger RNA of Alternaria ethzedia, 309 nucleotides long. RefSeq lists its product as uncharacterized. The transcript has 2 exons. The record is from RefSeq and is a predicted model, not a curated record. NCBI's taxonomy places the organism in Eukaryota, Fungi, Ascomycota, Dothideomycetes, Pleosporales, Pleosporaceae. Bases 1 to 309 code for a protein of 102 amino acids.